Mercenaria mercenaria is the source of this 3576-nucleotide messenger RNA. RefSeq names its product heat shock 70 kDa protein 12B-like. Gene Ontology annotation, molecular function: ATP binding; ATP-dependent protein folding chaperone. Lineage: Eukaryota; Metazoa; Mollusca; Bivalvia; Venerida; Veneridae. The record is from RefSeq and is a predicted model, not a curated record. The transcript is spliced from 5 exons. The coding region runs from base 313 to 1791 and encodes 492 amino acids.
CAUCUGUCUAUUUUAUCUAAAAAACGUAUCGGGCCAAAUGCGAAACUGACCUCUGCCACUAAAACGAAACUAGUUGUAAAUGGUUAUAUUACUUCCUCGUGUGAUUCACGUAUGCAAUCGUUGGAGAAAAAUAUUACGAGAUGCCCGUGAUUGUCGGGGCGAUAGACUUUGGAACAACAUAUUCAGGUUGGGCAUUUUCCUUCCAAACUGAUUAUAAAAGAGAUGCCAGAAAAGCUGAAGUUAAACAUUGGCAUUCUGGUCCAGGAACAUUAGUAACAGAGAAGACACCUACAUGUUUGCUGGUAAAACCAGAUGGAGUCACUUUUCGGCGCACUUGGGAAGCACCUUACAAAAGAAUCAACAAUCGUAGAUGAAAUGGGAAAGGAACUUCUAGCUAUAGAUGUGUUUGCAAUGUCUAUCAAGUUUAUGGUCGACGAUAUGAUGGUUGUUGUCUAUCAGCGCUUGACUGGGAUAAUAACAGAUACCGACAUUCACUGGGUGCUCACAGUGCUAGCGAUAUGGUCUGAUCCUGCAAAACAGUUUAUGAGGCAGGCUGCAAUAAAGGCUGGUAUAGUUACAGAAAGACUGACAAUAGCCCUUGAACCGGAAGCUGCCUCUUUAUACUGUCGUCAUCUACCUCUAGAUGCAACGGUUAGUGGCGAUAAUUUGUUGAUAGCCGAACUGCCACCUGGAUCAAAAUACAUGGUUCUCGAUGCUGGAGGGGGAACGAUUGAUAUCACAGUUCAUGAAGUUCAAAGUCAAUAUACCCUACAGGAAGUCAGAGCUGCAAAUGGUGGUGACUGGGGAGGAAUCAUGGUUGAUAAGGCAUUUGAAAAAUUUCUCUGUGAUCUAGUUGGUAAAACUGUGUUCCAAGCUUUCAAAGAGUCGGAAACAGAAGACUGGAUUUAUAUGAUCCGAGAGUUUGAAAACAAAAAACGAGAAACAGGAAUUGAUUCAGUGAGAAAAGUAGUUAUGCAUUUUCCUGCGUCACUCGCUGAAAUAUUUGUUAGCCAACAAAAGACACACGUGACAAUCAAGGAUGCAAUAGCAGCAUCCACAUACGCAGAAACAAUAGAAAUAAAGAGAGACAAGUUGAAAAUUUCACAUUCUGUUUUCGAAACAUUAUUUGAGGAGUCAUUACAUCACACUGUUGAUCAUGCUAAAGGGCUGCUAAAAGAUGAAAGAAUGGCUGAUGUUAGAACUAUCCUUAUGGUUGGAGGGUACUCGGAGUCACCAUUGUUGCAACGUGCAAUCAAAUUAGCCUUCCCAGAAAUGCAGGUAGUUAUACCACAUGGAACAUCAUCGGCAGUGCUGAGAGGUGCAUUGAUCUUCGGCCACAACCCCGCAUCAAUUACAGAGAGGAUACUUCGGUAUACAUAUGGUACAGAUAUAUCUGUGCCAUUUCUGGAGGGAAAGCAUCCAGAAAACAGACGCAGAAAGACUGAUAUUGGCGUCAGAUGUAGAGAUGUCUUUCAUAUACUUAUUGAAAAGGGUACGAAAGUAAAGAUAGGUGAAAUGCAAAUAAAUGAAACUUAUUACACCGGUUACCGUAACCAAAGAUCAAUGUUAUUUCGAAUAUACGUUUCCAGUGAGAAAGAUCCAUUAUAUAUAGAUGACAUAGGGUGUUCAAAACUUGGGGAAAUGAAAAUAGAAUUUGAGGAACUAGACGAAAAUCCUAGACGUGCAGUUAAUCUAUCUAUGGUACUUGGUGGCACAGAAGUCAUUAUGGCACUUGAAGAUGAAAAGACUGGGAAUAAAGUUAUAAGUUCAACAGUAUUUAAGAUCGAAUGAUGAUAUCUGAUAAUCUGACAGUUAAAAAGAAAAAGAGAGUAUGGUACUAAUUAAAUAGAACAUUUUAGGUAUAAUGUAGAUAUGUUAAAGACAAAGAAUGACCUACUUUCUUGAAGUGGUUAUGAUAAAAAAGCAAACAGACCAUUCACUUUUACAAUUACAUUUUUACCACAAACAAUUUAAUACUCUGCAUAACUGAGGCCUCAAUACAGCUGUUAACUAAAGUAUAAGCAGCUAAAAAUUGGAAAAUAAAUUACAUAAAGAUAAUUAUCUUUGCAAACAGAUGUUAAAUGUAUUAGUUUAAAAAGACACUGACCAGUUUUAAAUAUGCUAUCAUUUUGUUAUGCAAAUUCAACAUUAUGAUACUAUACAGUUUGAUACAAUGUACCUGUACAUUAAUUUUCUGAAACAUAGUUGAAAACGGUGCUAAACCCAACAUAAAUGAGAAAUAAAAAAGGAUUAUUAUUGUAAUCGACUAAAUAAAGUUUAUUUCUUAUCUCCGUAUUACCGUCCAGCUGCAUGGAAAGUUUUGUGAUGAUAUGUUGUCGCAAGAUCAAGAUUUUUCAAAAGGACAAACUGAUUUAAAAAAUAUGAAAAUACAUUGAAACAUGUGUUCUUAAGUUAACAUAAAGUCAUGACCUAUUUAGUGACUACUUUUCAAUAACUAUAAGGCUAUAGAAAAUGAAAUUUUAUCUCUAUAAAAUCAUACUGUGACGUAUGAUUCUUUCAAUAAAGUAAGCUACUGGUAAAUUAUAAUAAUGAUAUUAAUUGGGCUGGAGCCAGGUGUUAUUAUGCACCCAAUGAUAAAAUAAUUGUUUGUUAUCAAAUUACUUGUAGAGAGACUGUUUGAAUACUGGAAGUGAGUUUGGGUUUUCGCUCUUUGUCUUUGAAUACCAAUAUGCAUUUAUGAUUCACUGAUGUUCGAACACUUGCUAAAUAAACUUCGGUAAAUUCUUUUAGGGACCAUUUUUGUCAAGAGACCGUGUUUUUGUAUUUCGUAUCAAUGGUCUCUAUAGAAGUUGUUCAGAACUAGACAGCAAGCAUCCUAAAAUAUUUGAAUGUCUGUUAUACAUUACAUUGUUGUUAGAUAGUAUAACAAAAUAUUGUAUGAUGUAGAUACUUCGUAGUUUUUUGUCCUUACAAGGCAUCAACUAUAACAAUUCUAAUAGAUGUAUUAUUACAAAGAAAUGUGUCAUGCAUUAGGAAAGCAUAGUUAUCUCUAAGUGGAUCUCUAGUUCCGAAAUGAUGCAAAAUUUUAUUAAAGGAUAUGGAAGGAAUAAUGCUUGAUUUAAAAAAGGGGAGAUAUCUUAGGCUCAUAGUGUUUGUCAACGAGCGAAGCAGGUAAUAACUGUAUAUGAGACAUGUGCCCUUCUAUUCUAUUCUAUAUAUUCACUCACGGCCAGAUGUAAAACCGCAAUUAAAGGCAGAGGAGAGAAGGAGGAAUAAGUACUCUGAAACAAAUAUUUACCUUAAAAACUUUAUGAGUUGAGUCUCGUAUUACAAGAAACUAGAAACUAUGCAUUUCAACAUUUAUACAGUCAUUUUAAUAUUACAUACUGUAAAAUAUGUUAUCACAUAAGCGCAUUAGAUAAUAUGAUUUAAGUUCGUAAUAAAUUGAUCUAAAAAGUGUGUGCUGCUUAAACAUACGGCCGUACAUACGUGUAUUGCAUGGGUUGCGUGCUACAAGUAAAUGGUCAGAAUCAUAUCUAUGUAACGUGUAGUUCCUCUGAAAUAAUUGAAAGUUCUGAAUUUUCUCACCAUGAGCAUUUAUUGAAAUACACAGAA